Messenger RNA from Telopea speciosissima, 908 nucleotides. RefSeq lists its product as uncharacterized. The transcript is spliced from 3 exons. Lineage: Eukaryota; Viridiplantae; Streptophyta; Magnoliopsida; Proteales; Proteaceae. Bases 10 to 582 code for a protein of 190 amino acids. The record is from RefSeq and is a predicted model, not a curated record.
UCGACAGAGAUGGCAUUGCAUCAGGGUAGGUUGUGCAGCCCAAGGGUGCUGAAGGGUACAAUAACAGUGAUGGCAUUAUGCUUGGCUGGUUACAUACUGGGGCCUCCACUUUACUGGCAUUUGAGCGAGGGUUUGGCCGCUGUUAGUCGCGCUUCCGCUUGCCCUCCCUGCGUUUGCGAUUGCGCUUCUCAAUCCCUUCUCUCCAUUCCCGAAGGAUUAAGAAACACCUCCUUUGCAGAUUGUGGGAAGCAUGACCCAGAGGUGAGUGAAGACAUGGAGAAUAACUUCACGGAGUUGUUGUCAGAGGAAUUGAAGCUACGGGAAGCUGAAGCCUUGGAGAAUCAUCAGCGUGCUGACAUGGCAUUGCUUGAGGCAAAGAAGAUGGCAUCUCAGUAUCAAAAGGAGGCAGACAAGUGCAAUUCAGGGAUGGAGACUUGUGAGGAAGCAAGAGAAAAGGCUGAAGCUGCAUUAUUGGCACAGAGGAAACUGACUGCAACGUGGGAGAUGAGGGCUCGACAGAGAGGGUGGAAAGAAGGCUCUACCAAGUCUCAUGCUCACUCUCAAGGUGUUCAGGCUGUGUAGAAAGGCUCCUUAAGGAAAUGUAUUGGUACACGAACAAUUUUUAUCUGCACUGCACAGUAAUUGGUAGUUACGACGAAGUUCCUAGUAUGGUUUGCACCUCGAAGAGGGGCAUCUUGGGAAAGGGGUUUUCGGGUUUAAGGAAGGGGAUUGGGGGGGACUUGGAAUAGAAGAGAUGGCAGAGCUACCAUGUCCAAAUUGUAUCUAUCUCAAUCUGUUUGGUCGUGUCUAGAUUCAUGAAUCAGAUCCCUUGGCUCGGGGGAUCAGAUGCAUUUGUUAUAGUUACUUGAUAUUGAAACAUCCUUUGGUUCAUUGGCUUUUUUAAGCAA